CAAAAAACACAACCAAUUCCCCUUCCCAAAACACCAUAAAAAAAAAUCAAGAAAAAUGAAGAAACGAUCCACGGCAUCAUCAGCCUCAAAGGUCACGGCCACGAUCCUCCCCUACCAAACCCCGCGCCUCCGCGACCACUACAGCCUCGGCCGCAAGCUCGGGCAGGGCCAGUUCGGCACCACCUACCACUGCAUCGAGAAGGCCACGGGCCUCGAGUUCGCGUGCAAAUCCAUCCCCAAGCGCAAGCUCCUAUGCAAGGAGGACUGCGACGACGUGUGGCGCGAGAUCCAGAUCAUGCACCACCUCUCGGAGUGCCCGAGCGUGGUACGGAUCAAGGGCACCUACGAGGACAACAUGUUCGUGCACUUGGUCAUGGAGCUCUGCAAGGGCGGCGAGCUCUUCGACCGCAUCGUGCAGAAGGGGCAUUACAGUGAGAAGAAGGCCGCGCUGCUGAUGAAGACCAUUGUCGGGGUGGUGGAGUCGUGCCACUCGCUCGGGGUGAUGCAUCGGGAUCUCAAGCCGGAGAAUUUCCUCUUUGAUACGCCGGAUGAGGACGCCAAGCUGAAAGCGACGGAUUUCGGGUUGUCGGUUUUUUAUAAGCCAGGGCAAUCUCUCUCCGAUGUUGUCGGAAGUCCUUACUACGUUGCUCCCGAAGUACUGCACAAAUACUAUGGGCCCGAAAUUGACGUAUGGAGUGCUGGUGUGAUUCUUUACAUAUUGCUAUGUGGCGUUCCUCCAUUUUGGGCAGAAACCGAUAAUGGGAUCUUCAGAACAAUCUUGAAAGGCAAGAUUGAUUUCGUGUCGGAACCAUGGCCCCACAUUUCCGACAGUGCGAAAGAUCUGGUGAAAAAGAUGCUCGAAAGAGAUCCCAAACAAAGAAUAUCUGCUCAUGAAGUCCUAUGCCAUCCAUGGAUCGUGGACGACACGGUCGCGCCUGACGCGCCUCUAGGAUCUGCUGUGUUGUCGCGGUUGAAGCAGUUCUCGGCCAUGAACAAGCUCAAGAAGAUGGCUCUUCGUGUUAUAGCAGAACGGCUCUCGGAGGAAGAAAUCGGGGGUUUGAGACAGUUAUUCAGCAUGCUCGACGCAGAUAACAGUGGAACAAUAACGUAUGAGGAACUCAAACAAGGUUUGAAAAAAGUCGGGUCUGAUCUAAUGGAAUCGGAGAUCCUUUCACUAAUGAACGCGGCUGAUAUAGACAACAAUGGGACUAUAGACUAUGGUGAGUUCCUAGCAGCAACAUUGCACAUGAACAAAAUGGAAAGAGAGGAAAAUCUUCUUGCUGCUUUCUCCUUCUUCGACAAAGAUGGGAGUGGCUACAUCACCACUGACGAGCUCCAACAAGCUUGCAAAGAUUUUGGCCUGAUCGAUGAUCAGAUAGACGAGAUCAUUAAAGAAAUCGACAUAGACAACGAUGGACGCAUUGACUAUGGCGAAUUCGCGACGAUGAUGAGGAAAGGUAAUCCCGGGGUUAGUUCAAGAACCAUGAGAGGAAAUCUUAAAUUUAAUUUGGCAGAUGCACUCCAAGGUAAACAAGAACACAAUGCGGAAGAUGAGUAAAAUUCACACAAUCUUUUCACUUUUUUUUUUCUCUUUUUUUUUUGUAUAUGUUUCUGACAAAUGUAAUCUUGAAUUUUUUUUAUGGUAUAAAUAUUUCAUAGUUAAGCUGUAUACACUGGUCCAGAAAGUCA
Salvia hispanica is the source of this 1689-nucleotide messenger RNA. RefSeq names its product calcium-dependent protein kinase 11-like. Gene Ontology annotation, biological process: protein phosphorylation. Gene Ontology annotation, molecular function: calcium ion binding; protein kinase activity; ATP binding. NCBI's taxonomy places the organism in Eukaryota, Viridiplantae, Streptophyta, Magnoliopsida, Lamiales, Lamiaceae. The record is from RefSeq and is a predicted model, not a curated record.